Molecule: messenger RNA, 543 nt
Organism: Pleuronectes platessa (European plaice)
Lineage: Eukaryota; Metazoa; Chordata; Actinopteri; Pleuronectiformes; Pleuronectidae
Product: interferon a3-like
Exons: 5
Coding region: 1-543 (180 amino acids)
Biological process (GO): response to exogenous dsRNA; defense response
Cellular component (GO): extracellular region
Molecular function (GO): cytokine receptor binding
Source: RefSeq, a predicted model, not a curated record
AUGCUUAACAGGAUCUUCCUCGUUUGCCUUUGCCUCUGUCUCUACAGUGCAGGCUCAGCGAUGAGCUGCAGAUGGAUGGAUAAUAAAUUCAAACAGUACAGCGAGAACUCUUUGAAUCUACUAGAUAUGAUGGUUCAUAAUUCCACCAACACCAUUGAACUGACUGUGGCCUUCCCUGAAGAUCUGUACAGCCAGGCGUCAAAAGCCUCAGCUGAGGACAAACUUGGAUUUACAGUUAAGGUUCUGAAGGGGGUGGCUAACCUGUUUGAGAAGGAUUACAGCUCUGCAUCAUGGGAGGAGAAACGAGUGGAUGACUUUCUCAAUAUUGUGACCCAGCAGGCUGACGGCCUUCACUCCUGUAUGGUGGGCCACAGCCACAAGAAGAACAACAAGAAGCUGCACAGGUAUUUCGAGAGACUGUCAAACCAAGUCCUGAAACAAAUGGACUACAGUGCUGAAUCCUGGGAGCUGAUCAGGAAGGAAAUCAAAACACAUCUUAUGAGAUCAGACCUGCUGAUUUCAUCUCUACUCAACAUCAACUAG